Molecule: messenger RNA, 320 nt
Organism: Staurois parvus
Lineage: Eukaryota; Metazoa; Chordata; Amphibia; Anura; Ranidae
Source: the annotation of a GenBank genome assembly
UCACCGGGUCCUGGCCAGUGAUUCCCACUAGCACCUGGCGAUUGCCGAGUAUCACUUGCAGGGGAGAGACCUGUGUCUCCUGCACAUUGUUUUGUAUUGCUGUGCAUAGCAGAACAAUACAAAGCAAUGUGCUGACACAGUGAAACAGCACACAGUUAACCCUUUGAUCGCCCCAGAUGUUAACCCCUUCCUGCCCAGUGCCAUUAGUACAGUGUCAGUGCUUUUUAUUAGCACUGAUCACUGUAUUGGUGUCACUGGGGAUGUCAGUGGCAGUUAGUCAGUUCCCCCCGGGGUCAGAAUGCCCACCGCAGUCCUUCAAU